UUUUGCUUGUGCAGUUAGUGUUGGGCUGUCGAGCUGAUGCAUUGGUUUCUCAUGAGCAGGUCAUCUGAAGCACAAGAACAGUUUACGCUGUCCAUUUUCUCCCACAAGAUGGCUUCUAGGUUUGUACAUCAGGAUGCUAUAACAUUCUUCAUCUGGUUUGGUCUUAAACUGUCAGUGAAGUCAGGUACAUUCUCUUCACAGUUAAACUGCCACCUGGACAUUAAGGCUAACUAGGCCUAUAAAAGGUAGACUGGCCUGACUUCACUGCCCACUAUGAAUCAAGGAAAUAUAGUUGCAAUGUAGAAAUCAUAAUAGACACUUUGAUUUUUAAAUGAAGAGCAGAAUUUAUGCACAAAGAGAGCCAGUUUAAGACCAAACCAGAGGAAUUGUUAAAGAAUCCUGAGAAAAUGUACAGCGUAAAUUGUUUUUGUGCUUCAGACGACCUGCUCAUGAGAAACCCCAGCAUCAGCUCGACAGCCCAACACUAACUACACAAGCAAAACUCUUCAAAAUGGUUUCUUUUGAUGCUACUUUGACAGUAACAAGUGCAUCUGAGACUAGUCAAACUUCAAUAAGCAGGCUGCCUUUGCUUUGCCUUGGUUUUCUUCAGAACAUUAUCUGAUAAGGACUUUAACAGAGACUUUUAGCGUCUGCCAAGUCUAUUUCCUGAUUACAAGGUUCACUUCUUAGUAUUUGUACAUUUUUUACUUUAGAUUCAGGAACCAAAACGUAGUACAGUUUUUGCUCAGAACUUUGACAGGAAUUUCUUUCCGUGUAAGAGGUGGCGUGCGCAUGGUAUAAAGGUUCUCCAGUGAGACCUCAACACACCGUACCACCAAGAAGUACGAAGAUUUACAGGAUAACACUGAUUACAAGUCUUCCCUGGUCUUACAUACAAUGGCUAAGAGCAAAGAACUUGUGCCAACCAACUCUGUAUGGAGUCCAGGAUUCACAGAGGAGCUUCUCCCAGCUUCUAAGCAGAUAUCCCUGCUGUACCACAUCUCCUACCUGUGUCUGGCUAAGUUUCCAAACUUGGAGAGGCUCCUCAGGAAGUGUGCUGGGGAAACCCAACUUCUCUUUGGAUCCUCUGAAGCUCUUCUGCUGAAGUGUAUGGGCACCAGUCAGACCCAGGUUUCAUCACUGUUUCCAAUGCUGAUACAUGCUAUUGAAAAAAACAAACCAACACUGGCGGUAAGGUACCUGGAAAAAGCAAGAACCUGGAUUGAUGAACUUAUUGCAGAUGUGGACAAGAUGGUGCAAAGCUAUGUUCAACACAACGAAGAUGUGGCCACAACUACCAGUGACAUCAUCACUGAAAAGGCAAACACUGAGGCCAAGUCUGAGCAGCUUUCCAAGGAAGUUCAGGAAAUGGAGGGAGCUAUAAAGACCCUUGAAGAAAAGCUUGCCGGAGUUAGGAACGAGCUUGAAGACACCAAAAGGAAGAUAGAUGCCAAAAACCUGGAACUUGAGAGUUAUGUAAGGGACGUGACAAGCAAAAGCUCAGGCCUCGGAAUCUUCGCUGCGAUUGUGCCAUUCAUUGGGCCAAUCGUCAAGUCCAUUUACGAUGCCGCAACAUCCCCCGCUGCUGCUGCAAAAAUCAAAGCUCUUGAAAACCAGCUGAAUCAGCUCACCUCUCAAAAGGCGGCUCUGAUGAACCAACAGUGGAGCAUUGAGGUCCAGCAGAUUGACUUACAGAUGAAACUGGCCAAAGUAAAAAUUGACAAGGGCUCUAUACCCAGCCCUGUCCACCUGAACGAGGUCCAGCGAUAUCUGACUAAAAUCCAGAACAUUCUGAUUCAGAUCAAAAACUUCUGGCAAAAGGUGCACAGUAUGUUGGGUGUCAUGCAGAAAAAGACAUUUGUUAAUGAAGAUCUUGUUGAUGAACCUGAACUUAAAGAAGAAUUUGUGAAUUCAAUCCAAAAGGCUUCAGAGAUUUGGUCAAAUUUUGGUGGUUCCUGUGGUAAAGCUGCUGAAAUAUUCAAAAUACAGUCCAAGGAUGCCUAUGCGUUCCUGGAGAUUGAUCCAUCGUCUCUCUCAGACGCCGUGUGGCAGGAAGAGUAUAACAGUGUUAUGGGACAGCUACAGGAAAUGAAAGUCUUGAACCAGACUCCAGCAGCCAUCCAAAACUAAAGCACUAAAUACUACUGUGCAUUUCUCCCCUGAGGCUGUCAAAUCA
Electrophorus electricus (electric eel) is the source of this 2176-nucleotide messenger RNA. RefSeq lists its product as uncharacterized. The record is from RefSeq and is a predicted model, not a curated record. NCBI's taxonomy places the organism in Eukaryota, Metazoa, Chordata, Actinopteri, Gymnotiformes, Gymnotidae.